Molecule: messenger RNA, 1311 nt
Organism: Scedosporium apiospermum
Lineage: Eukaryota; Fungi; Ascomycota; Sordariomycetes; Microascales; Microascaceae
Exons: 3
Coding region: 1-1311 (436 amino acids)
Source: RefSeq, a predicted model, not a curated record
AUGACGACACCACUAGACCAGUCCCAAAAAGACGUAGAGGCCUUUAUCGCCUUCGCCGGCACCAUUCGACAAGAUCCGAGAAUCAUCCAGGCGGAGAACAUUGCCAGGGAACUAUCCCUAUUACGAAAGAAGAAUGCCGCAUAUGAGACUACACUUGAUGACGCCGUAAAGAAGAAAGAGAGCCUUUCGAAGGAGUCGAACGAAACGAGAAGUCAGCUGCGUGCUCUCCAGGAACAAUGCAUCCAGCUUCAGCAAGAGAAAAAGAAGCUUGUCAAGGAGCUCCACGAGACCAAAGCUCUUGUGGAGAGACAGGAGAGAGAUCUAGGGGAGAAAGAGGAAAGAGUAGCGGAGCUUGGACGAUUACGGGUGGAACUCACCUCGGAGGCGACCAAGAAUAUUAAAAAUCGAUGGUCCGCUCUAUGGUCUUCAGUCAACGAAUUGGCAAAAAAGUACCUCUCAGUAGAUCUGGGCAAUGAUAUCCUCACCGAGCGUUCUAACUGGAAAGAUAUCAAAGAGCAAGCCCUCGUUAAGAGCAUCACUCUCCCACCCACAAACUCCAUCGUCGCCAAACAAAUGCGCGUCGCUGCAGGGGUCGCCGUAAUCUCCUUUGCUCUAUGCCAGCAUAUUUUUUGCCCCAUCGAGAGGGAGGGGGACUUUGCCGAGGCCAUGUCUGACCUAGCUUCAGAGGAUCCUACCGCCGAGGCACGUUGCAGAUCGGCGCUGCUUGCCAUCUUGGAACACCUUCCGGAUUAUAAUCGGGCUGUGUUGGAGAGCGCCAGGCGGAACUUGAAGCAAGAUGUCACCAAGUGCCUUGAGCCGCUGAUACUGGAGCAGUCGAGGGAUGCGUUCCGAGCCGACCUCGACAGUUUGUGCGGGACCGCGCAGAAAGAGUGGGCGGCCAUUCAGCGGGUUAAGGGGAGGUGGAAUGUCCAGCUGGGACGGCUGGGCAACGAUGAUAAUAACUGGGACAGAGUUCAGCUAUGGGGCCCUGCUGCCACCAAUAUUCGGGGCAAUGGCAACGCCCAAGGCCAGGCCAACGGGAACCUGAGGAACCGUCCUACUCCUCCUACACCAGCCGAGUCUCCGCAGACAAGGACCCCAUCAUCGCAGAUAUCAACUUGUAUGUGGCCGGCCCUGAGAGCCACGAACGAGGACGGUUCCCUUACAAUACUGUAUGGUAUGGCCCUGUUCAAGGAUCAGAUAAUCCCGGCGGAGGACGAGGAGCGGGAGAGGCAUGAGCGGCGACCUGAUCCUCCUGUGACGCUCAACAGCUGGAUGGCCACUUUCUUGAGCAGUAGUUUUGUGAUUUGA